AUGAAAGGAGUUAAACAUUUCAUAGAUAACUUUAUUCUAGUAAUAUGCUUAAUGAUAACAUAUGUGGAGAGUCUUAUCCCAAAGGCCUGUGUAUCCAACAUUACAGCACUCGGUGGAAGUGGUAUCUGUUGUCCAAUACCGAAAGGUUCAACAUACCCAUGUGGUGGUCCUGGAAUUGGAACAUGUCAAAAGGAAUACAUUCAAAUUCAAUCUAUACCCUAUUACUUAAUAAUAGAUGAUAGAAUGAAUUGGCCAUCAAGAUUUUUUGAUCAAUUUUGUAAAUGUGAAGGCAAUUACUUCGGUAUUGCAUGUGAUGAAUGUUGGUAUGGCUGGGAUGGACCAUUGUGUGAUAAACGCAAGAAAUAUGUCCGACAGAAUAUAUUAACAUUGACUCCAAAACAAAGAAAAAUGUUUGUUAAUGUAGUUACAGGAAUGCUUACAGCAACAACUGAUUACUUUAUAUUAUUUGAAAAAGAUUCUAUACACUCUGAUCCAUUAUGGAAACCUAAAUUCUUGGAUGUUAACCUACAGUAUUUAGUCACUUUUCUGCAUCGAUAUGCUAGUCGAGCAACACUUUUCAGUGAUGAUCUUGAAUGUUUAAAUCGUAAGCAUAUUGAUAAUAAUCAUAAUACUGUUGGAUUUAUUACUUGGCAUAGAUAUUUUAUGAUGUUUUGGGAGAAACAAUUACGUAAAAUUGCAGUUCGACUAUAUGAUUGGACAGAUUUUGCAUUACCCUAUUGGGAUUGGUUUGAUGCCAAAUCUUGUGAAGUCUGUGAUAAUAGUUUGUUGGGCGCUUAUGGUCAAUGGGUAGGAUCGGAUCGUUUAAUCGACGAAAACAGUCCAUUCUAUAAUUGGCCUGAAUACUGUAGUCCACCAGUUGAAGGAAGUCCAUGUUUUAGUUGUCAUGCUAGCUGGCCGAAUUUCCGAAAACUCACUAGAUAUUAUGAAGGAACAGAUUUUCCAACAACUGAUGAUCUUUUAUUUGCUCUUUCAAAAAAAGAUUUUUAUUUACCCCAAAUUGAAGAGGAUUAUGGAAAAUGUCGUGGUUUUCAUCAAUAUCUUGAAGGAGCAUGUGCAGUUCCCGGUUCUAAUCCCACUUAUUCAUUUAUGCAUAAUCGUUUACACAAUAUGGUACGUGGUACAUUUUGUUGUUCACCAACGGCAGCUAAUGAUCCUCUCUUCUUGGUACAUCAUACACAAAUAGACCGAAUAUUUCAGCUUUGGUUCAUGUAUUAUCGUCCACGACUCACAAGCUAUCCAAACCAUGGUGUUGAACUUGGAAACUGUCGUGAAUGUAAUCUAGUUGGUUUCAUUCCUACAAUCAAGCACUUGCAAAUGUUUGUGGAUGAAACAGAGUUCGGUAUUUAUUAUGAUAAUUUCAACUUUGGUAAACGAGGCUUCAAAGCAGAAUUGUUUUUGUUGUACGGUCCUAAAUAUUGUGUCUAA
Heterobilharzia americana is the source of this 1446-nucleotide messenger RNA. Lineage: Eukaryota; Metazoa; Platyhelminthes; Trematoda; Strigeidida; Schistosomatidae. The record is from the annotation of a GenBank genome assembly.